Molecule: messenger RNA, 1035 nt
Organism: Perkinsus marinus ATCC 50983
Lineage: Eukaryota; Perkinsozoa; Perkinsida; Perkinsidae
Exons: 3
Coding region: 1-1035 (344 amino acids)
Source: RefSeq, a predicted model, not a curated record
AUGCAUCAAAGGGGCAAGGGACGUACAGUCAACAGUGAUACCGCUUUGGUCGCUAUGGCCUCUCUGAGGUGGCUACUGUAUCUCUCGUCACUGCUCUGCAGUUUCGCGCGGAUCCCUGAAGAUCCAGUGGUUUUCCUACAAUCGUAUCAGCGUCCGAUCGACAAGGGGAAAAUCUCGAUAGAGUUUCUAUUGUGUCAAGUACGGCAAGCCCAGCUCACAAGAAGGAGGUUCCCCUGGGGUCAGCAAGUGGCCCAUUCUCUCUUCCUCAACGACGUAUUGCCGUUCGCCUCUCUAUCGGAAGAAGCGAGUGACUUCCGUGGUUGCAAUGGUUCAAGUGGCCACGGCUCGGAGUUCAUCAGCUUCAUGCAGUCUCUAGUGAAACCGUGCUUAGAUGCCACUUGCGCUGUCAUGACACUCAACGAGAAAGCCUGGGAGUUCACCAAACCGCCAAUUACCUUUGUGGCCGCCCCUCCUAAUGAGGCUGAUCCCUACAGCCUCUACGAUGUGAUCGAAAGGAAGAGUUCCUCUUGCACGGGUCUGGCCUUGUACUUGGUAGCGGCGCUGAGGUCUGUUGGUGUACCAGCGAGAGUUGCAGGGACACCUCACUGGAAUAAGGGCGAUGUCGAGUGUCCCAAUGGAGAUAAGGAUGCUCCGUGUGGCAAUCACAACUGGGUAGAGGCGUAUAUCCCCGAGCAUGGGGAGAGUCCAGCCGGCUGGGCAGUGGUAGAUCAACGCAGUGUGCCUCUGCGGGCUCUUAAUACUUCUUUUUUCAUUCCCUCACCAGCUCACGACCAGGAUGGUUCCACCGUGAACCAUACGAUUUACGCGGCGUCCUUUGCUCCGCCAGAGAUGCUACUCCAUGAAUGUGACUAUCCAGUGGGAUUAGGGGUGCACCCAGCGAAGAACUUCCCUCUGGUUUUCGACUGGUCCUAUCAAUCAGUGCCGGCUUGGAAUACCACUGUCAUGUACCACAACUUGGCCGGCCGAUGGUAUCGCGAAAAUUGCCCGGCUGCCGCAGCUGCCGAGAUUGUUUAG